Messenger RNA from Dichomitus squalens LYAD-421 SS1, 1742 nucleotides. RefSeq names its product BING4CT-domain-containing protein. Gene Ontology annotation, cellular component: nucleolus; small-subunit processome; 90S preribosome. The coding region runs from base 167 to 1681 and encodes 504 amino acids. Gene Ontology annotation, biological process: maturation of SSU-rRNA from tricistronic rRNA transcript (SSU-rRNA, 5.8S rRNA, LSU-rRNA). Lineage: Eukaryota; Fungi; Basidiomycota; Agaricomycetes; Polyporales; Polyporaceae. Gene Ontology annotation, molecular function: protein binding. The record is from RefSeq and is a predicted model, not a curated record. The transcript is spliced from 6 exons.
CCGCUCACUACGACCCUCGUCUCCUCCACCAGAAGAAGCGAAAAAGUACUCUCAUAUACACAACAAGAAGCUCAGGACGGACCUCGCCCGACAAUCCGCCCAGAAUGCGCGUUCCAAGCGGCUAGUCAAGGACGCAGAGCUCCUCCUUACCGAGGAGGCCGGUCUCAUGGAGGUCGACGGAGACCUCGAGAAGACUUGGAGGGUUGGCCAGGAUGAAAUUGCUGCUGCCGCAGGUCAGCAGGCUGCACAAGGCAGGCAGGAGUGGAAAUUGGACGGAGGUCCCUAUCGCGUACGGUACACCAAGAACGGAAGACACAUAGCUAUAGUUGGUAAAACCGGCCAUGUCGCUACCUUUGACUGGCAAGCAGGCACGAUGCACGCCGAGCUGCAGCUGCGAGAAACAUGUCGAGACAUCACGUUCCUGCAGGACCACUCCCACUUUGCGGUAGCCCAGAACAAGUAUGUCUUCAUUUACGACCGCGACGGCGUCGAGCUCCACAAGCUCAAGUCGCACAUCGAGCCUACGCGACUCGAGUUCUUGCCCUACCACUGGCUUCUGGUCUCUGUGGGUAACGCUGGGUAUCUCAAAUACCAAGAUACCUCGACAGGACAGCUCGUCGUAGAGCACCGGACCAAGCUCGGAGCGUGUCACACAAUGUGCCAGAACCCCCACAACGCCGUCAUUCAUCUAGGACAUCAAAAUGGGACCGUGACGCUAUGGACCCCGAACCUUCCUCACCCCGCCGUUCGCCUUCUCGCGCAUCUCGGGCCAGUCGCGAGCGUGUCCGUGGAUCCCAGUAGUGCUGGGAGAUACAUGGCUACUGCCGGGCAAGACGGUACGGUGAAGGUGUGGGAUUGCCGAAAUUGGAAGGGUGCGAUCAGGACAUGGAACGCGAGGGGGGGCAACGCGGUUAUAGACUGGAGUCAGAAAGGCGCACUGGGCGUAGCCACAGGCGGCAGCGUAAACGUUUACACUAAGCCCGCCAUCCAGACACCCUUCGCACCGGUGGUGGCACCGCCAUUGUACCUCACUCACCCCGUCCCACACCGCCCUCUGUCGUCUCUGAGGUUCUGCCCGUUUCAAGACAUCCUGACGAUCGGCCACUCCAAGGGAGUGUCGGGUAUACUCGUGCCUGGCGUGGGCGAGCCUAACUUCGACAGCUCGGAAGCGGAUCCGUUCGAGAAUAAGAAGGCGCGCCGCGAGCGCGAGGUCAAGAGCCUCCUCGACAAGAUCCAGCCUGACGCCAUCGUGCUCGAUCCCGACUUCAUCGGGUCGUUGGCGCCGCCGCCGAAGCUCAGCACAGCAGUCGACGGGCAGCAUGAUAUCCCGUACGCUAGGUUGCCGAGACACGAGCGGCUCAAGGUGUCGGGCAAGGCGGACGAGACUGAGGACGGUGACGAGGACGACACGUCGGAUGGACAGGGCGGAGAGGGAGAUGGGCAGGCGAGGAAGGGCGCAAGUAAGGCAGAGAAAGAGAAGAAGAAGAUGAGGGGGAAGAACAAGACCUUGAAGAGGUUCUUGCGCAAGCAGCGCAAGAACGUCAUCGACCCUCGAGCAGUCGCGGUGCGGGCGAAGCUGGAGAAGGAGAGGGAAGAGCGGCGGAAAGCCAAGGCCAUUGCGAGCGGGGCAGAACAGCCCCGCAAGCCUUCUGCGUUGGACCGAUUCAAGCGGUCCAGUUAAGUCACUUCGUUGUCGACUUAGACCUGCUGUACCGACGUAUCACUUUAUACUCGGACCUAUC